Molecule: messenger RNA, 886 nt
Organism: Morus notabilis
Lineage: Eukaryota; Viridiplantae; Streptophyta; Magnoliopsida; Rosales; Moraceae
Product: histone H2A.6
Exons: 2
Coding region: 88-495 (135 amino acids)
Cellular component (GO): nucleosome
Molecular function (GO): protein heterodimerization activity; structural constituent of chromatin; DNA binding
Source: RefSeq, a predicted model, not a curated record
CCAUCUCUCAGCCACGAUCUGCUUGUUUCUAUCCAACUCUCUGGCUCUUCCCUUCGAUCUCUCUCUAGCGUCCGUGAAGCUUCGUCAAUGGCGGGUAGGGGAAAAACCUUGGGAUCUGGAGCCGCCAAGAAGGCCACCUCCCGGAGUAGCAAGGCCGGUCUGCAAUUCCCCGUCGGGCGUAUCGCGAGGUUCUUGAAGGCCGGCAAGUACGCCGAGCGUGUCGGCGCCGGAGCUCCGGUCUACCUCGCCGCUGUCCUCGAAUACCUUGCCGCUGAGGUUCUUGAGCUGGCCGGAAAUGCCGCAAGAGACAACAAGAAGACAAGAAUCGUUCCGCGCCACAUCCAGCUCGCGGUGCGAAACGACGAGGAGCUCAGCAAGCUUCUCGGUGACGUCACGAUCGCUAAUGGUGGUGUGAUGCCCAACAUCCACAACCUCCUCCUCCCUAAGAAGACCGGCGCUUCCUCCAAGGCCGCAGGCGGCGAUGAUGAUUCUUAAGCAAUUCAAGAAGUUGUAGAAGAAGAUGAAAGCCCUAAUUUCUCACACAAUGUUCCUUCUGCUUCCACUAUCCAUCAAUGGGUCAGAUCCUUCUGCUUCCACUGUCCAUCAAUGGAUCGGACUUCAAAUCUUAUUAAUCUUUUAGGGCUUUUUCUCUUUUCUUUUUACCUAGUUUAGCGUCUUUCUGUUUGUAUGAUUCUAUUUGGAUUAGGAUAUUAGCUAGGGGUUCAGUUUAGGGAUUGUGAAUACGAUUAUCUUUUGUUAAUCCAAAGAUUUUUAUUUUUUGCUUAUUCGUUUUAUUUUCCAUCUUUUGUGACUUUCUGUUUUCAUUUUUAAUGUGGGGUUUAGAUAGUAAAUGAGAAUGCUGAAACAUUUGAUGACCAUUUGUCCU